Molecule: messenger RNA, 1503 nt
Organism: Rangifer tarandus platyrhynchus (Svalbard reindeer)
Lineage: Eukaryota; Metazoa; Chordata; Mammalia; Artiodactyla; Cervidae
Source: the annotation of a GenBank genome assembly
AUGACCCUUUUCAUCACCACCACCAUGACCACUGCCAUCAUCACCAUCACUACCACCAUCACCAGGGUCAUCACCACCAUCACCAGCAUCACCACCAUCACCAUCACUACCACCAUCACCACCAUCACCAUCACCAUCAUCACCACCAUCACCAUCACCAUCGUCACCAUCACCAUCAUCACCAUUACCAUCACCACCAUCACCACCAUCACCAUCACCACCAUCACCAUCACCAUCACCAUCACCACCAUCACUAUCACCACCAUCACCAUCAACAUCAUCACCACCAUCACCACCAUCACUGCCACCAUCAUCAUCACCAUCAUCACCAUCACCAUCAUCACCACCAUCACCACCAUCACCAUCACCACCAUCACCAUCACCACCAUCACCAUCACCAUCAUCACCACCAUCAUCACCAUCACCAUCACUACCACCAUCACCACCAUCACCAUCACCAUCAGCAUCACCACCAUCACUAUCACCACCAUCACCAUCACCAUCAUCACCACCAUCACCAUCACCACCAUCAUCACCAUCAUCACCACCAUCACCAUCACUACCAUCACCAUCACCAUCACCACCAUCACCAUCAUCACCAUCACCACCAUCACCAUCACUACCACCACCAUCAUCAUCACCACCAUCACCAUCACCAUCAUCAUCACCAUCAUUACCAUCACCAUCAUCAUCACCAUCACCACCAUCACCAUCACCACCAUCACCAUCACCAUCAUCAUUACCAUCACCACCAUCACCAUUACCACCACUACCACCAUCACCAUCACCAUCACCAUCAUCACCACCAUCACCAUCACCAUCACCAUCACUACCACCAUCACCAGGGUCAUCACCACCAUCACCAUCACCAUCAUCACCACCAUCACCAUCACCAUCACCACCAUCACCAUCACCAUCACCAUCACCAUCACUACCACCAUCACCAGCAUUACCAGCAUCACCACCAUCAUCACCAUCACCACCAUCACCACCAUCACCAUCACUACCAUCACCACCAUCACCAGCAUCAUCACCAUCACCACCAUCGCCAUCACCAGCAUCAUCACCACAAUCACCAUCACCACCAUCACCAUCACCAGCAUCAUCACCACCAUCACCAUCACCACCACCAUCACCAUCACCAGCAUCAUCACCACCAUCACUACCACCAUCACCAUCACCAGCAUCAUCAACCAUCACCAUCAUUGUCACAAUCACAGUAAUGAUGGUACUCCACGUUUACUGACCACUUAUUCUGGAGUAGGACCAGCCCUUCAAGUGCUUGUCUCUGGGGAUGAAGAAGGUGUUGAGAGGGUUCGGAUGCCUUGGCGCUUUUGUGUUGGCCGGGAGUCACCCCGCAGGCCUGUGCAGAAGCCUUCCCUCUGCGUGAGCUGUGGCCGCAGGGGAGGGAAGGAGCCGCUUUGCCUGGUGUUCCUGCUGCUCACCGGCUCCGUGGCCUUCGUGGCCCCUCUGCUGUUUGAGCCUUACCCUCCCGUCCUGUAA